Molecule: messenger RNA, 378 nt
Organism: Soboliphyme baturini
Lineage: Eukaryota; Metazoa; Nematoda; Enoplea; Dioctophymatida; Soboliphymatidae
Source: the annotation of a GenBank genome assembly
AUGCCCGCCAUGUCACACCUGGCUGCGAACCUUUCAAAAAGCGCUAAGAUGGAGUUUCAGAAGAUGCCAAUGAAAAAAGAACGGGUAGCGACUCCGCUGCUGAUUGGUAUCUUCGUCGUCGUUCCAACUAUCUUCGUCAGCCGUUGCUGCGCUGCCCCCUUCCCCCCCCCCCACUGGGGCUGGCACAAGGCGAUGCGCAGAUUUUUAUCGCGGUUUUUUCGCGGCCUUGGUAACCCGAGCGACGACCGAGCCGGCAAAAUUUUCGAUGACGGUGAUGCCAUGAGGGGCAAGUGGUUAAGUUAUAUGAAGACUUUGCCAGGGUCUGCUAUCCUCCUCUCUCGUCCAGGCUUUGGACCGGUAACGGCGGAUAUCACGUAG